Molecule: messenger RNA, 2113 nt
Organism: Hemibagrus wyckioides
Lineage: Eukaryota; Metazoa; Chordata; Actinopteri; Siluriformes; Bagridae
Gene: sparta
Product: spartin a
Exons: 8
Coding region: 64-1755 (563 amino acids)
Biological process (GO): cell division; negative regulation of BMP signaling pathway
Cellular component (GO): plasma membrane
Source: RefSeq, a predicted model, not a curated record
CGUUCACCAGGCAGCGCCUUCAGCAUGCAGCUCUAACAGGAAAAAGCCGUCUGAUGUUAAGAUAUGGAAGCUCCUAAACCUGUCAUGCUGCAAAUCAUACAGCAGCACUAUGAGAAAGCACUGGAAUGCCUGAAUGCAGGAAUUCUGGAGGAUAACAUGGGAAAUACAGACAGAGCAAUUGUCCUGUACCGACUAGGAAGACGCCAUGUCCUCCAGGGACUGGAUAUGGCCUAUGAUCAGAAUGUUGCUCAGCAGAUUCCAGUGAAGAUGACUGAAAUGCUGAACAGCAUCACCACUCGGAUGGCUGUAUUGGAAUCCACUUCAAGAGCCUCUGGUACCCAGAAUUGCUAUCCGGUCCCGAUCCAAUCCACGGCAACAGCCAGCACACAUACUAAACGAGUGGUUGCUUCAAAGCCUUUAGGUGGAGCUCCCUGUCUGCCACUCUCACCUGCCAUGGCAUCUGAUGUGCCCUGGGAUCUGCCACCAGCCUACACACCACAAGCCACUCAUUGGAAUGUUUCUAUUUCUCAGAGCACAGGGAUGACAUGUCCUUCGCUACCAACAGCAGAGCUGGUUUACCAACAUGAAGAUGUUCUCUUUUUCUUGCCCAAUGGGGUGCAAAUAUUCUUUGCUACACCAGAUGGGCAAGUCAGUGCUCCAUCAUAUCCAGGGAAUCUGCGCAUCAUCCUGAACAGGAGCCAGAAUUAUGAUAGUGAUGAUACCAAUGGCACCAGACAUCCUCUAGCUUACCUGCAGGUAUGUGAUUGGUACUACCCCCUGUUUCCAGACCUGCCAGUCCUGCUUAGUGACUCCGGUAUGUUCACAUUCCCUGAUACCAUGGCAGCAGUUCCUGGGUCCUGUGUUGGGGUUGUGUUGUCAGCAGAACUACCUGCAGCGGAUAGAGGUCUUUUUUAUGAGCACCUCUCCUUAUUUACACAGCUCAGAGCUCAGUCUGCAGAGAAUAAUGGAGCAGAUAAAGCAACAGGCAGAAAUAUUAACCUGAAUUCGAAGACUCUCAUCAAUCCUUCAGAUGACACUGCUUUGGGAAAAGAGGAGAAGAAUUUACCUGGAUGGAGUGAGAAGAUGUCACAGAGCAUCACAGCAGGGGCUUCAUGGCUCAGUCGGGGCCUUGUGCAUGGAGCAGAGGCCACAGGUAAUGCUAUCCACAAUGGAGCAAUAAAACUACGGGAACACAUCACACCAGAGGAGACACCAGCUGUGGUCAGCCCCAGAGUCACCACAGGCCUGCGUGUAACUCAGCAGGCCACUGGCGGAGCUGUCAAAGUCAGCCGGUUUCUGGUUAACGGCCUUUCAACUGUGGUUGGACUUGUUGGAAAGGAACUAACACCACAUGUCAAAAAGCAUGGCAGCAAACUGAUCCCAGAAUCCCUAAAAAGUAAUGAGGAUGCCUCCACUAACAUGACUGGAGCCAAAGUGGUGGCAACUAGUAGCUUGAAAGGUCUCUCAACCAUAUGGUCCGGUCUGGAAACAGCAGCAAAGACAAUUGGAAAAAGUGCAACCUCUGAGACGGUGCUCACUGUCAAACACAAAUAUGGCAAUCAUGCCAGCCUGGCUGCAGACUCUGCUAUCCAGUCUGUGACCAAUGUGGGAAUCACAGCCUUCAACAUGGACAAUCUAGCCCUCAAGGCUGUACUGAAGUGUGCAGGUGAUCAGAUGCCAAAAGCCACAACUGCAGAAGAUCAAACCAAGAACCCAGAAAAGAGAGCCAAGGGAGAGAUGUGUGAGAAAAAAUAAAGCUAGUUGCUCUUCUGCCAAUCUGGAAGCAAUCAAGCAAAGCACAAACAAUAUAUUUGUAUCACAUACACAGAUAAAUUUAAUACUGAAUAUAAAGUAGGCCUAUAGUAUGCUUCCUUUGUGAUUUAGUAGUAAAUGUCAUUGAAAUUUGACAAAUGUAAUAAUUGCUUUACAUGCUGUAACAAUGUUUUAAAAUAUUCUAUAAAAUUGUAUUUCUUUUCUCUAUCCUUCGCUGUCUGUGUAACCAGUUGUUAGUGCAAUUAUUAUUAAUUUGAUGAUGAUGAUGACUGUUGUUGUUCUUUGUCUUUUUAUUCAUGAUCAAAUACUAGACGUAUAAAUACAGUAUGCUAUUAUUGUU